AGGCGGCCGCCGAAGAUAGCGCAGGGCAGCCGCAGCCGUGCCGCUGCUCGGCAGCUCUGUCCUCCCCGCACCCGCGGCAUCCGAACAAGGCACCGCUCCGCGCAAGACAAUGUUAUUGUUGAAGAUUACUCAGAUGCCUUCUGUCCAUUUUCUGCCUCACAUGCUAUGUCAUGAAAGCUUUGAUACACUUAGUACAUAAUUUAAAUGAAUGACUACUCUGGCAAGCAUAAUGGAAGGCACGCAUACUGUCCUUCAAUUGCACAAACCCAUAAUGGAGGUUUGUUACAUCAGCUUCUAUCUUCCAGAGGGAAAAGUCAGAGGAUUUACUUACAGGGGCUGUGUGACUCUGGAUAGAACCAGUAAACGUUUCUGUAAUUGCUAUAAAGUACAGGAGAGAUUGCAGAUGAGAGAACAGCCACAUGAAAAUUUCAGAGAUAUUAUUUUCAAGCAAACUACAACAAAAGACAUUCUCACUGAGCUGUACAGACUAACUGCUGAAAAGGAAAAACUGUUAUCCAAUCUUUUGAGAUCGCAUCACAUUCUGGGCCUCAAUACGGGACAUCAGGAGGAAAAGAAACAGGCUGUUUCUGGAGUCACAAAACUUAAAUGUGAUGAUUGUUCCAGUUUUGCAUAUCAUCAGGAGUUCUUUCUGGAUUCUGCAAAGAGAGACAAAUUACAUGGCAAGAAAAUGAGGAAAUAUGGAAAAGAGAGCUUUGAUGAAUUCAGGCACUGGAAAGGAAGAAAUAAGUUGUAUGAACAACAUUCUUUACUGAGGGGGCAAGGCAUGCAAAUGAGUAAUGAGAAGAUGCUCCCCAUGAGACUUUCUACCAGGAGUUUUCCCAGUUCCUUUUCUGCCUCCAGUUGUGUAACAGCAAAAGGUGAAGACUAUUUAUUACCAGAUGCUGGUAUACAACCAGCAAGAGGGAUAAAAGAAGGGUAUUUUCUUGAAAGCAACAAAGCUAUGAAACUGGAUGCUAACUUAACAAGUUCUGUAUCAAAAGACAACGGUGAUAAAGUUGCAAUUGAACUACUGGAUAAUGCAGAAUGCAUUCCUGAAGUUAUAAAUGCACAGCAGAGUAUCAUGUUGGUAAAAUCAUCUCAGGAAAAUCUAUCUAACAACCUAGAGAAGUUAAGCAAAUCUGCAGUUCCUAAAACCUUGAAAAAUAACAAGUGUGAGGACCAGGUAUGCAAGAAGAAACCAGGAUUCAGAAUUGCUGCUGAAGUACAGGAUUCAGAAGCUUGUGACAAAAAAGCUGCGAAAACCCAUGUAGAGUCUUUAUCUGAUUUUCACAAAAAAAUGGUUUCUCCUGUUUUCACGACAGUACACAAUGUGUCUAUAUCAAGAACUGGUGGAUAUUCAGCAGAUGAAACUGCUGGAUACUAUAGAAACAGUGUGCAGCAGGAAGAGGAGCAAGAUGGCUCUGUUUUGAAGUACAAAGCAGAGAGAGUGCACAUUACCGAUGAGUCAUGCAACCUUGUGGGAGCAGUCAAUAAAGCUCUUCUGAAAGUUAUACAGAGUGACAGUUUAGAUGAAGCUGCAGAAUGGAAGAGACUGAAACAAAUUACAAGAGUAGACAGAAACCUGCCAGGCUCAAUAUAUGAGAAAAGAACCACGGUAUCCUGGGGAAAAAACAAUCAUUUAUUUCUGAACUUGCCUGUAAAUGAAGACCCUGAUGAUUCUCAGACAAGUAAUAAGCUGGAAGAGAAAAAGCUACAUUCACCCUCGUUACUAGCAGUGAGUAAUGUUUUUAGUAAUUCCUAUCUACUAUCUAAUGCACACAAACGAAUGUCACCUAUUCCUUCUCCAUUAUCUUCAAGACUGCCUACCCCGCAGCUGCAUCAUCGGAUUCUUCCAUUACCUGCACAGAACUCUGAAGACGAACCUAUGUUUGGUGACUACUGCAGUGGGAGACAAAGUGCUAUAAACCUCUCUUUCAAUGAUUUGGAGCCACCAUUUUAUCUGAAGUUUUCUGAACCUGGAGAAUUAGGAUUUGCCAUCAGACAACCAUGCUUACAUCAGAAUGCAACUGCAGGGCAAUUUGAAAAGCGCACUCUGCAUGAGAGACUAACUACUCAGACAAAGCAGAAUUUCUGUGCAGGGAAUGGAGAAAAUAAUCCCAGUUUUGUUGCUGAGCUUGACAAUCUUGAUCCUGCCUAGUGUAUGGAUUAGCAUAAGAUGCCAAUCCUGAUUAGCCCAAAGAACUCUAUUUUUCUUCUCAUCAGGUGCUGUUUGCCUUUUUAUCAAAGUGACUAGAGAAUGCUUAACAAAUUUCAUCACUAUCUAGGUAAAAAAAAAAAAAAAAAAGUUUCCAUUCUUGUCAGGUUCUGAUGGACAGUAAGACCUUUGGGUUUCAGGGUUUCUGAAAGGUUUUGUUUAAAGGUUACCAGAAAAUGAGCUUUAUGGGUUGAAACUAGCUGAGACUUAGUGAGCAAGAUUUUUUUUGUUAAGGAGCUAUCUUUUUGGUAGUUAAAUCCAGCGCAAUUACUUCUGUAACAACUUCAAAAGGGAAUGUUUUUCAUCCAGAUCAUACAGGUGUCCUUUAAUUUGAACAGAGUUGUCAUUUUUUUCCUUUUUUGUUCAUUUUGUUAGUUCUCCAUGUCAUUUCUUACACUCAUUUCCUUUUAAUUCCUACUUUUUUUUUUUUUAAUCUUCAAUUGAAGUAAUAUAGAUGCUUUUAUACCAGCACUAUCAUGCUGGCGUGUGUUGGAUUUGCACGUCUUGCCCAUACUAACAACCUACUGCUCUUCCAGUUUGAUCUGAGAACUUUUGGCUGGCUGGAUACUCUUGUUCAAAGGGCAGCUUGACCUUCAACAAUUCUUCUCCUUAGUUUCUGAGAUGUGUCUGUACAGGCCUUGUACAUCUGUGGUGAGAAGGCUGACAUUACCCAGCCUCUCACACCCCAGUAACUUGCAGUCAUUCUACUCUUCCUACACAGAAGGAACUUGAGUUUUUUUCAUGUGGGUUAUGAGUGAUGAUAGGCUAAAUGGGGAGUUCAGGUUAUAAACAAGGACAUGACAUAGCCUGGACUUGAGGCUUUAAUAAUAUAGAUGGUCUAUGAGACAGAGAUUAAAGGGAGU
Messenger RNA from Tympanuchus pallidicinctus (lesser prairie-chicken), 3078 nucleotides. Its product is annotated as formin-1-like. The transcript is spliced from 3 exons. Lineage: Eukaryota; Metazoa; Chordata; Aves; Galliformes; Phasianidae. The record is from RefSeq and is a predicted model, not a curated record. The coding region runs from base 209 to 2158 and encodes 649 amino acids.